GUCCGUCUGCUGGGCAACUGGGCUUCUCUUACCGCUCCCUCCUGACAUCAAAGCUCUGGACCCUGCAAGUCUCGUGGCAUCCGCCGCAUCCCCUCUGACAUGGCCCGGCUGGUCGCAUGAUGGCCCGCCGUCCCGAGCUGAACCAAACUUAAUCCGCAGCGCAACAACCUUCCUUGGCUUGACGCCGUCCCCGUCAACCGUCCCUGUCAAACCGUCCUCCCUCCUUUGAACACCACCGCCAUCCCUUCGCGGAAUCCCCUAUGCUUGCACACCUUUCAUGGAUACCAUAUAGAUAGAACCUACUCGACCAUCCACCUGUGUCACACGGCUUGACUCUUUCGUUCCCCUUUGGCGGCACCAAGAACUCGUCCAUCCAUAGUAUAUCCAUAUCUAUAAUUCGAGUCCGACAAGACAUCCUGGACCGUUCCGCCGCUCCUGUCACGCAUGACUCCGCCAUUUGCCGAAUCUUCGACUAGAGGUCGCCCCUCGGUCGAGGUCGACGGUCCAAACACCUCCUCCACGAGCAGUCAAGGCCCCACAACCCCGACCCGCAGCAGCUCCUCCCUCGACGGCCCCGGUGCCGACCCCGACGACAACCCUGGCGCUGUCAACGAGCAGUCACCCCUCCUCUCCCCCGAGCCCGGCGGCAGCGAACGCGGCAGCGAACGGGGCAGCGAACGCCAUGCUUUUCUUGCGCCCCACCCCUCGGCCCCCGAGCCCGACGACUUCCAAUCCACAAAGAGCCUGUGGUACCUGCUUGUCCUGACCAUCAGCAUAGGCGGCCUGCAGAUCGCCUGGUCCGUCGAGCUCUCCAAUGGCUCUCCAUAUCUCUUGUCGCUUGGCCUGAGCAAGUCGCUCAUGGCCCUGGUGUGGAUCGCCGGCCCCCUGUCCGGCACCCUGGUGCAGCCGUACGUGGGCAUGCUGAGCGACAACUGCAGGGUGUCGUGGGGCAAGCGGAAGCCAUUCAUGCUCGGUGGCGCUGCCGCCACCAUGGUCUCGUUGAUGAUCCUAUCCUGGACCAAAGACAUCGUGGGCGGCAUCCUGGGUCUCUUUGGGGCUGAUCCAGCAUCUGAGGGCGUCAAGGUGACCACCAUAGUAUUUGCAGUGAUCUGGGUCUAUAUCCUCGACUUUGCUAUCAACACAGUCCAAGCUGCAAUCAGGGCAUUCAUAGUCGAUUGCUGCCCGGCUCAUCAGCAGGAGGCUGCCAACUCAAUGGCUAGCAGGCUGACAGGAGUCGGGAACAUCAUCGGCUAUAUUGCCGGCUAUGUCAACCUGCCAAAAAUCACGUGGUGGCUGGGCAAUACCCAGUUCAAGGACCUCUGUGCCAUAGCCAGCAUCGCCCUGGGGUCGACGGUGCUGAUGAGCUGUCUGCUCAUCAAAGAGAGGAACCCACAACUUGACGGGCCCAGCCCUGCGAAGAGCAAGAAGACAGGCGUUUUCGCCUUCUUUAUAAGCCUCUUCGCGUCCAUGAAGAGGCUGCCGCCGCAGAUCAAGAAGGUCUGUGUCGUACAAUUCUGCGCGUGGGUCGGCUUUUUCCCCAUGCUGUUCUACACGUCGUCCUACAUUGGUGAGAUAUAUGUCCAGCCGUUUCUCGAGGAAAACCCGAACAUGACGCCCGAGGAGAUCGACGAGCUAUACGAGAAGGCAACCAGAGUCGGGACGUUCGCGCUCUUGAUUUUCUCCAUCACGAGUCUGCUCACCAACGUGUUUUUGCCGUUCUUCAUCGCACCGACAUACGACAGCCAGCCCAUUGGAGAAGCUCCAGGCGAGGGCCCGGUCACGUCUUUCCGCGAUCAUGGUGAAGAAAAGAAAUCCUGGACCGAUCGCUUGGUCAUCCCUGGGCUGACGCUCCGCCGCGCUUGGCUGCUCUCCCAGUUGCUCUUCAUGGGCAGCAUGCUCUGCGCCGUCCUCGUCCGCACAGUAACAGCAGCCACAGUGCUCGUCGGGCUGGUUGGCAUCACUUGGGCUCUCACGCUGUGGGCCCCAUGGGCAAUCAUCAGUGCAGAAAUCAGUCGGAGGGACGCGCUGCUCCGCCAGAAAAGAAGAGCUUUCUCACCACCUGGAGGCGCUGGCCCUUCCUCGAGUUCGGCACAUGGUUUCGACGGUUAUACGUCCGACCAAGAUCACAAGCUGGACGGGUCCGAGGACGAAGCCGACCAGGCGGGCGUGAUCCUCGGCAUUCACAACAUGGCCAUCGCCGCACCGCAGAUUAUUGCCACGGUCGGCUCGAGCAUCAUCUUCAAGAUAUUCCAGAAACCCCGGGGGACGCCCGGCGACCACUCGAUCUCCAUCGUGAUGGCUAUUGGCGGCGUUGCGGUGGGCGCCUCGGCGUGGUUCAUCCACCUCAUUAAGGACGAGCCGGCUGGUCUGCCUAUUGAUGACGACGUAGCUUCGAACGCUGAACAAGGUAGCGGUAGCUUGUCCCCGCCCGAGUCGCCGAGCGCGAGACGCGCGCCUUACGACAGGGUACGCAGCUCGGAGCUGCUGCCACGGGCUAGCCUAGAGAGGGCGACGUUGACGAGAAACAAGAGUUUCUCUGGCAUGGAUUAUGCUUAGUUUGCCGGUUGUGACAUUUCCGAUGUCAGGAACAAGCUGGAUGGUGCAGCGCGAGGCAUAUAAUCUGAUGUGCCGCUGCAGCGUGAAUCAUAUGGGCGUGGCGUUCGCUAAGAUUCCUCCAACCCUUACAAUGUUCGAGAGGAUACCUGUUUGCAUAGAGCUGUUGGAUGAGCUUGGUCAUUGGUUUCAACGGUACAGGAUUAGACGCAUCACAUAGUCUAUUUGAGAGACUGAGAAAGAGACGAUAACAGGCGUUUCACGAGCGCAGGACAUACAACACUUACCCAAAUCAGUGACAUGUAGAGCUGGGGGAGAAAGCACUUAGUAGUGUGCGCCGUCUUCCGGAAGACAGUGCGCGAAUGCAGUUCGAGGACCGUCC
Molecule: messenger RNA, 2935 nt
Organism: Diaporthe batatas
Lineage: Eukaryota; Fungi; Ascomycota; Sordariomycetes; Diaporthales; Diaporthaceae
Exons: 2
Coding region: 445-2556 (703 amino acids)
Cellular component (GO): membrane
Molecular function (GO): sucrose:proton symporter activity
Source: RefSeq, a predicted model, not a curated record